Molecule: messenger RNA, 1351 nt
Organism: Solanum pennellii
Lineage: Eukaryota; Viridiplantae; Streptophyta; Magnoliopsida; Solanales; Solanaceae
Product: zinc finger protein ZAT1-like
Exons: 1
Coding region: 68-1321 (417 amino acids)
Source: RefSeq, a predicted model, not a curated record
UAACUAAUAGUUAUUUAUAUAUAUAUACCACCUCUCUUUUAGUACUCUUAGUGCAAAAUGAGUGAAAAUGGUGGAUAACAAUAAUAAUAAUAAUAGCCAAAAAAAUGAACCAUCAACUCAUGUUUUACUACUCUAUUGUAGAGUAUGUAAGAGGGGAUUUAAUAGUGCUGGGGCACUUGGUGGGCACAUGAGAUCUCAUGGAUCAGUAGGGGAUAAUAGUAGUAGUAAUAAAAACUAUGGAGAAGAAAUUAGUGAACAAAAAUAUAUGAUGAAUAAUUUUAGAAGGGAAAAAUUGGAGGGUCAAAAACACUCGUAUAAUCUUCGUACUAAUUCUAAUCGAUUAAUGUUAGGGAAUAAUCAAUCAACAAGUGAUCAUGAUCAUGAUCAUGUAGAUGUUGAAAAAUCGGAGUAUUAUUAUUAUGGUCCCGAUGUUAAGGAUAAACAACAUUGUUCAAGAGAAGAAGAAGAAGAUCUCGCAAAUUGUUUAGUUAUGUUAUCGAACAAAUCUUAUGAUUUGUCCGAUAACAGUAACAAGGAGGCUAAAAACAAGGCUAAAGAAGUGGAAAAGGGAAUGUUUCAAUGUAAAGGAUGUAAGAAAAUUUUUAAUUCUCACCAAGCUUUAGGGGGACAUAGAGCGAGUCACAAGAAAGUUAAAGGGUGUUAUGCUGCAAAACUCGAUGACAACAUUAAAGACGACGACGACAACAACAACAACGAUGAUGAUAAUAAUGACAUUGAUGACGACUCAAUAAUCUCUCCUAGUGAUUUGAUUUUGCAUCAAGAAUCAAACGAUUUUCAAUCUCAAUCCCCAACAUCAUCAAGCUCAUUUUCAAGAAAGAGAUCAAGGGUUCACCAAUGCUCGAUUUGCCAUCGAGUCUUUUCAUCUGGACAAGCCUUGGGUGGACACAAAAGGUGUCACUGGCUAACCUCGAGUUUGCCAGAGACUACCUUUAUGCCCACUUUUCAAGAAAUCCAGUAUCACAAUCAAGAACAAGUACUAUACAACAAACCUUUAUUUAUCAACAACUCUCAUCAACCACUAGAUCUAAAUUUUCCGGAACAACUAGGCAAUCCAACUGAAGUUGGGUUGAAACUACACAAUAAUCCAUUUGAACAUGAAGGCCCAAGAAGCCAACUCCAGCUAUGGACAGAGGAUACUAAUCAAAAUCACAAGCGCAAAGAUUCUUUGUGUAGGGAGGAAAAUAGAAAGGCAAAGGAAGCAAAAUUGAGUAACCUUAAAGAUGUGAAUUUGGAUAAAGGCUCUUCUUCUUGGUUACAAGUAGGAAUUGGUCCAACUCCUGAUAUUUUUGCAACCCUAUAAGGGUAAUAUUCAAGUGAUAGUCAAAUAUUA